Messenger RNA from Colias croceus (clouded yellow), 9178 nucleotides. RefSeq names its product endoribonuclease Dcr-1 (gene Dcr-1). Gene Ontology annotation, molecular function: ribonuclease III activity; protein binding; RNA binding. NCBI's taxonomy places the organism in Eukaryota, Metazoa, Arthropoda, Insecta, Lepidoptera, Pieridae. Gene Ontology annotation, cellular component: RISC complex; nucleus; cytoplasm. The transcript has 42 exons. Bases 322 to 9174 code for a protein of 2950 amino acids. Gene Ontology annotation, biological process: siRNA processing; pre-miRNA processing; apoptotic DNA fragmentation. The record is from RefSeq and is a predicted model, not a curated record.
GAGCUUGGACGCGUUCUGAAUAUAUUUUAAAUAUUUCAUUGUUUGGUGUCCUAUUACUUUUCAAUAUUCCUACACUUGCUCUGUGAUUCCUACGCUGUGUUACACUACUAUAGUUUAUACGAAAUACAAUUUGUGAACUCUUUACAUUUUGAAAUAAGUAUACCAUUUCCAGUUUCUAUGAAGCGAUAAAAUGUAUUCUUGUAAAUUUUAGUUUUCGACGGUUUUAUGUGUAUUUUUGUGUAAAUACCAUAGUGAAAAUAAAAUAAAUAGUGAAUAUGAGAGGAAUUGUGUUCUUGCUUCAUUAAUGCAAGUGUUUUAAUAAUGGAGUCCUGUUGUUCCCGCUUCACGGCGGCGGAGGGCGGCGCCCGACUCGCCGCGGCCGCCGGUGUCAAAAAUAUUAUGAUUACGGAACAUACUAAUUUUAUACCUACUAGCUUGUUGAUUGAGUACGCUCAUCGGAUACGAGGCUCACUAAAAUCUGGUUUCCAACGUUCCAUAUACAUAACGAGGGCUUCCAAAAUCGACUGUAUAGCGCAUGAGUUGAAGAUAUUAACUGAUUUGGUGAUCAGCGGUGUGAAGGGCUAUGAUGAUGUACAGGAUUGGAGACGGGAGCUAGAGGAGAAGCAGGUUAUAGUGUGUACAUCAUUGGUACUGAAACAAAUUCUCGAGAAUGAAAUGUUGGACAUGCUCAAAAUUAACGUUCUCAUAGUGGACAGCUGCCAUUUAGUGUUUAAAGAUGAUAACUUGAAAUAUAUAAUGAAACUAUACAAAAACUGCGAUGAAAAUAAAAGACCUAGGAUUUUAGCCAUGACCUACCCUUUGUUCCAAUCGUCAAAGGACAAUGAAGAAGCUGAAAAUAUAGAUAAUGACGAAUCUAAUGAAAAACACGAAAAAAAUGUUAUAGACCAUGAUACUGCUAGUAAUGAAAAUAAUGAAAUAGACAAUGAUACUGCUAAAGACGAAAGAGGAAUUAGUGAUAAUAAUGAAACAUUUAAUGAUUUAAGUGUAAAUGAUGGUGUUAAUGUCAAAAAUACUACUGAAUGUGUGAACAACGAAAUGAUUCAAGAUCAAGUAGAAUCUAAUGAUAUCAAAAUUAAAGCAAGUGAUGGUGAAAUUAGUGAAAAUGACGUAAAUGUGGCUAUAGAUAAUAAAAGUAGUGACAAUUUACAAGAAGAUAAUGAAAAUACAGAAAAUCAUGAAACUACAGCUGAUUUGGAAGUAGAUCAAGAAAUAGUUUCUACACAGAAUGAAGAUUGCAACGAAGGAAGUAAUGAUAAAGAAGUUGUAAUUGUUGAAAAUAAGAAUAAUGAUACGGCUAUAAAUGAAAUGGAAUCAACAGAAAAACCCGAAAAUAUAGAAAAUGAUUCAGAAAAUAAAACCAAUAAAAUUAAUUCAAACGAAAACAAAGAAAAAGUCAAAAUGGCAAAAGAAAUGGCGGUUUAUGAGAAUUCCGAUGAUUUCGAAAUGUACGAGAAGUUGGAAUGGAGAUUGGAAGAGUUAGAGAAAGAGUUGUGCUGUGAAAUGGAUCUUGCUGAAGAUAUAGAUGGCGGGAAGAGGCUAUCACCGUCAAUAACAAAACCAAAAGAAGUUAUAAUCGAAUUCGAGAACGCACCAAAAGAUCCCUCCGAUAGUUACAUUGACUUGGAUAAGUUCAUGAGAGACACAAUAUAUGAAGCUUUGGAUUUUAUAAAUGAACAUCGAUAUGAUCCAACUGAAAUAUACGGAGACGAGUUAUAUGAAGAGUUUAUGAGCAUUCCCGACCCGACCAUAGAGCCGAAGCAACUGUUCAAUCAGUUUCUAUUCGUUUUAGAUGAACUAGGUCCUUACGCAGCGGACAAAGCGGCAUUUUCUUUACUGACUAAAUUAGAGAAACUGAAAAUUAAAGUUCCCUACGAGAGACAUUUUCUACUACUAUGCUUAUGUACAUCUGUGUUUAUAAAGAUUAGAUGUUACGCAGAUUUAAUAUUUUCUACCUGUGCAUCUGAUUGGGAGAAAUUAACUUUAUUUUCGACACCAAAAGUGCUUAGAUUUGCCGCUAUUUUAGAACAAUUUCAAGCGGAGAAUGAAAAAAUCGAUGAUAAAGCUAUAGAAGGGAAAAUUAAUGAAAAUAAUGAUCGUAAAGUAAAUGAAAGUAAUCUAGUAGAAAAUGUAAAUGAAAAUAAACAAUAUAGUGUCAAAAGUAUAGAAAAUGAGGACGAAAUAUUGAUGAAUAAUGAUGAUGACGUAAUUGUACUUAAAGUUGAAGAUGUAAGUGAUUUGGAUGAUGAUAAUGACAUAAAUGAAAAUAAAGACAUAGUAAAUGAAGAAAAUACAAACAAACAAGAAUUGAACAAUCAUAAUGCUAAUAUAAGUAAAAACGAAGAUGUAAUAAAUACAGAGAAUGCAAACAAAGAAGAUUUGGAUAAUCAUAAUGACAUAACUAAUAACGAAGGCAUGAAUGAAGAAAAUAAAAACAAAAAAGGAAUGAAAAGAUCGAAAACAAUAGAACUUCUAGAUGAGAUAAAUGACUGUAACUUCGCAGCUCUGGGUGAUAGAAUAGAAGACAGAGUUAACUUGAUUGAAAUGAACUUAAGAGACAUUGAAGAUGAUGAAAAAACAAUUAUUCAUAUAGAAUCUAUGGUUAAAAAUAACACAGCUAUUCAAGAUAGCAGUGCUAAAGACAAUAACAGUGAAAUUGCAGUUAACAGUGAUAACGCUAAAAAUUACAGUGAAGUGAUAAGUAACAGUGACAAACUAAAUAUCAAUGAUAUUACGAAAAAUAACAGUGAUAACCACAAAAAUAGCAGUGAUAUUACCAAAAGUAACAGUGUAAUCACAAAAAGUAACAGUGAAAUAACAAAUCACAGUGACAAAAUAGACGCCAGUGACACAAAAGUGUUCAAACGCGGCAGGGGUAGGGGGCGAAGACCAAGAGUCAAUGCUAAAAUACAACAACAGCAGAAUUCGGAUUCGCUGUGUGGUAUCGUUUUUCUGAACGAACCGUUGAUGGCGAAGAUACUGUUUAUGAUUAUUGUGGAUAUGUCCAGAUCCCGGGCUACACUAUCGCAUCUGUGCGCACAGUACUGCGCUGUCGAAGGUACAGAUGAGCCACGCGAGAGUCAACGACAGGGGAGGAAACAGGAGGAUGUUUUGAAGAAAUUCCGUAUGCACGAAUGUAACUUGCUUCUAGCGACAUCCGCUUUAGAAGAAGGAAUAGAUCUACCAAGAUGUAAUCUGGUUGUGAGAUGGGAUGUGCCGUCUUCCUAUCGAUCGUACGGCCUCUGCCGCAGUAGAGCCAGAGCCAGCAAGUCGUCAGUGACACUGCUCGCUGACGCUGACCGACACAGCUCGCUGAUGGUGCACCAUUUGGCUGUUUAUAAGGAGUUGGAUCAGAUUGUAACAAGAAAAUGCGGUUGUGGCAUUCAAAAUGAACCAACAUCGGAAGAAGAAAAUGAAGCAGAUACAUACACACAAUAUGUUAAAACUUACACUCCUAAAGAUUGUAAUGAUAAAGUCAUUACUAAAGUUAUUAAUGAUAGAGAAUAUACUAAACAACUAGAAGAUGGUAAAAGUGAAAAUAAUGAUACUGAUGUGAAAGCGAAUAAUGAAAUUAAUGAUAAACUUAGAGAUAAUGAUACUAAACUGAAAGAUGUUAAAAAUAAUGACCUUACUAAAGUUAGAGAAAAACAUACAGUGUUGGAUAGUAGUGUUAGUUUAGACUUCAGAGACCGUGGUAAAAGUCAAAGUGAAAUAGACUCUAAUGCAAGUGGUCAAAGUGUAAAUUCCAAAGUUAGUGGUAAAAGUGACACUAAAGUUGGUAAUGACAUUAAAGUGACUUAUGAAGUUGAGAAGAAAGGAGAAAUUGUUGCAAGUGUUGAUUUGAACAGCGCUAUCGCUUUGAUUAAUAGGUACUGUGGUAAGCUACCGUCAGAUACGUUCACACGGCUAGCGCCGCAAUGGUGGAUGGAGCAGGUUCGACUCCCGGCGGGUGACGGAGUGCAAACCGCGUAUAUAUGCACCCUACGAAUGCCCCUCAAUUGCCCCGUGAAGUAUAACAUUGUGGGUCACCCCAUGCCAACAAGGGUGCUAGCGCGAAGAAUGGUAGCUCUACAAGCUUGCAGGAUAUUGCAUAAAUCUGGGGAGCUAGACGAUCAGCUGAUGCCUAUAGGUAAAGAAAACUUCAAGGCAGCGGAAUUGGACUCGAAUAUAAACACCGAGUUUUCGGACAACAGUGAUUCCGCAAGACCGGGGACGACUAAGCGAAGACAAUAUUACUAUAAACGGACAGCCUGGGCGUUCACUGAUUGUCAGCCAGUCAUAGAUACAAGCGACGCUGAAAUAGAAGCGAAUCCGGUGCCACAACAUAUACCUGUGAAAGGGAACGGCAAACGCAACACCCUACACGCGCUAGUAGCCGGUCUGUGGUGUGCGUUGCCCGAGCGGUACAACACGCGCGGCCGCCGCCUGCACCUGCCGCAGCACGCGGCGCAGGCGCUCGGCGUGCUGCUGUGUGCUGCGCCGGACAGACUACAAAUACCCGCGUUCCCGGUAUACACGCGGUCUGGUGAAGUCCGUGUGUCCGUCGAACCGGCUCUAGAGGCGGACGUGAGAUUGUCGCCGAGACGGGAUAAAUUGAUACGAAGGUUUAUGCGAUUCGUAUUCUCCGAUGUCCUGCGCGUGCGCAGGCGUGGUAUGAAGUUACAGACAGAAGGAUCAACGCAAAAUAAUUAUUAUAUAGUGCCUACAAUAAAAAAAACAAAACCGGAUGGCAGUACUAUGGUCGACAUAGACUGGGCAUUCCUGGAACUCAUAUACAAACAUACAGAAGACAAAAAGCAAGAAGAAUUAUUAUGGAAAGAAAAUGGGGUAGAUAAAAAUGAUAAAAGUAUUACUCUGGAAAAUAUUGUUGGGAAAAAUGAUGAUACAGUGAAAAAUAUUGUGGAAAAUAAACUUGAUAAUAACGAAGAAAAUCUAUUAGAUAAAACAGUAGAUGCUAAAAAUGAAAAUGUGAAAAAUUCAGGAAAAGAAAGUGUUUAUAAUAUUGUAAAUAAUAUUCAAGACAUAAGUGAAAAAACUAAAGAAACAAAUGUUGAUACAAAUUUAAAUACUACAGUGGAUAAUAUUGAAGAAUCUGGGAGUCAAAGUGAAGCUAAAAAUGAAGAGAAGGGAGUUGAAAGUGUUCCUACAACUACAGGAGAUGAGUUAGGUGAAAACGAAGUAAUAGAUAGAAAUACAGACGAAAACAUAUAUAGAACUGUAGUUAAAACUAUACAUAAAGCUAUAGAUAAAAAUACAGAUAACACUAUAGAUGAAACUAUAGAUACAUCUAUAGGUAAAACUAUAGAUAAAACAACAGAUAAAACAAUAGAUAACACUAAAGAUAGAGCUACAGAUAGAACUAUAGAUAAAAAUACAGAUAAAACAAAUACAGCUAUAGGUAUAGAUACAGAUAAAAUUAUAGGUAAAACUAUGGAUAAAACUAUAGGUAAAACUAUUGGUAAAAAUACAGAUAAAACAAUAGAAAAGCGUGGUGAUAAAGCUAUAGAGAAACGUGUGGAAAACCCUCUCCUAGCUCCCGGGGAAGUUUUUAAAUUUGACCCGCAGAAAUAUAGUGAAGCUGUUGUCACUCCGUGGUACAGGAAUCAAGAUCAACCGCAGUUCUUCCUUGUAGCCGAGAUAUGUUGGCACUUAACGCCCGACUCGUCAUUUCCCUCGGAACAGCACGAGUCCUUCCGUUCGUACUACAGAGCUAAAUAUGGCGCGGAGUUGACGCAAAGCGAUCAACCACUCUUGGACGUGGAUCAUACGAGCGCUAGGCUGAAUUUGUUGACGCCGAGAUACGUGAACCGCAAGGGCGUAGCCCUACCCGUAUCAUCGGAACGCACACGUCGCGCGAAACGCGACCGUUUGGACCAGAAGCAGAUAAUGGUGCCGGAGCUGUGCCGCGUGCACCCGUUCGCGGCGCCGCUGUGGGCCGCCACCGUGGCGCUGCCCUGCGUGCUCUACCGAAUAAACGCGCUCCUCAUAGCCGAUGAGAUACGUCGGGCGGUAGCGAUAGAUGUGGGUUUGGGUAUACCGAAGUUGGACGACGAAACUUGUCCCGGGUUCACAUGGCCCCCACUUGAUUUUGGAUGGAGUUUGGCUGAGGUACUCAGCGCUGAUUCGGAAAAGCACGACAAAAAGAAAGAAAUAGAAGACUGGAGUAAAAGUGAUGAGCCGGAGAAAGAAGAAGAAAAAGAGGAACAAGAGAAAGAAGAGACACAAGAGAAGAAUGGAGAAGAGACGGGAGAAGUUAAAGAGAAGACAAUCAAUGAUAUAUUGCAAGAGAAGGAAGACGCUGAAAGUGGUUUCGAGAUAGGCACAUGGAGUAACGACAUGGCGUCUUCUAUCCCGCUCACACUCGACGAGUUCAAUGAGCCCCUCCCACAUAAUGUUACUCUGUGCACAUCGGCUACUGGUGGCGUAAACUGGUCGGAGCCGAUACCGAAGCCGAAGAAUUUCAACGCGGGAAGGACUUUCAGUAUGGCGGAUAGCGAUUGCUCUUAUAUGUCUAGUGAUUUCGACACGGACGAUUCAGAUCUCAACUCUGAAGGUAGUGACGAUGAUUCGGAAGGAUUCUGCAGCAGUAAAAAUACUAAUGCGGCUAUGGGAGUACGUAUAGAAUACAAAACGGCACACGAAGCGGAAGCCGUGGACGUUGAACGGAAACGUCCGGUCGCACCGGCGCCCAAACCGGACACGGAAGAUGCUGCGAGAGAUCUAGUUGAGUGUAAGAGAUUGCUGAGGGGGGGCAAGGCGACCGUGGAGCACGUCGAGAAAUUCAGAAAAUCUGUGGAAUUACAUAAAAAGGAAAUAAUUGAAAAUGGACAUUUGAUAACGAAAGAUGAACCAAUAAUUGAUUUGUUACCAGAAGUCAGAGAAACGGAUAAACAAAUAAAUAUUAUUAAUAGAGAAAACAAUGAUAAACAAGGAAAUGCAAAAGAAGCGAAUGUUUCCGAACAUAAAGAGACAGUUAGCGAUUUAAUAAGUGCUUCGUUCAAAAAUGUAACAGACAAUGAUGAAAAAACUAUAAUAGACAAUAAAGAAGAUUCUAGAACACCUCUAUCUAAAGACAAUAUAUUUAAUAAUUUAGAUACAGACGAAAUUUUAUUUAGUAAUAUCAAUAAAAAUGACAGUCUUCUUGAAGAUAAAACAAUGAAUUUAGAAAAUGAGGAAUCGAUGAAUACAGAAAACAAAUUAGUCCAAUCAUACCCAUAUUUGAAUGGAGUACAACUACAAAACGGACAAAUCACAUUGGAAUCGAUAGAACAAAAUAAAAGGAAAUUAUUAUCCGAAUUGAAAAAUACGCUAAAACACGAAGAGAUUAAAAAAUUAAACUGUUUUUCCAUGAAAGACAUAGAUAUAGAUGCUCCUAAUUAUGUUAACGAGAAAAUAGUGAACGUGGGUUUUGACAAUAAGGAUAAAUAUGAAAAGAUCGCAAGCGAAUGGGGGAAAAAGGAAUUUCGACCUUAUUACUUGGAUAAUGAAGGUCAGAAUGGUAAAGAGUUCGAUUUCGAUUAUCAGCCCAAUUUGGAAGGACACCCGGGGCCUAGUCCUAGUGUUAUAUUACAGGCGUUGACGAUGUCCAACGCGAACGACGGUAUCAACUUAGAGCGUUUGGAAACUAUUGGUGAUAGUUUUCUGAAAUUCGCCAUUACAGCCUAUUUGUACUGUGCCCAUCCAGCAGUACAUGAGGGGAAACUAUCCCAUAUGAGGAGUAAACAGGUAUCGAACCUGAACCUCUACCGUUUAGGCAGGAACAAACGUCUCGGCGCUCGAAUGAUAGCGUCCAAGUUCGAGCCGCACGACAACUGGCUGCCGCCGUGCCACAAACCGCCGCCCACACUGCAGCCCGGCGUCACUGAUGAUCAGGAAGGCAAGGAGAAGAGCGUGAAAAUGCCGGUCGACAAUACAGGGUGUUUCAUUCCGUACAACUUGAUAACACAGCACAGUAUACCAGACAAAUCAAUAGCAGAUUGCGUUGAAGCCCUAAUCGGGGCCUAUUUGCUAGAAUGUGGCCCGCGCGGGGCCCUGCUGUUCAUGUCCUGGCUGGGGAUACGCGUUCUGCCUUGCCAUCUCGUGCCACUGCCAGAAAACCACCCUUAUGUGUUGAGGAAAACUGUGGUAGUUGACCAGCAGAAACCGCAAAAGCGCGCGUACGAACCGCUCUCAACGGACUCGGAAUGCUCUUCAGAUGAUGAAUCCUCUGCAGAUAUACAGCCACCGCCUGAUGAUUGGGGUUGGAAGGGGAGACCGGUUGGCAGUCUGCGGCCUUAUAGAGACAGUGCGGGGAAAUGGGUUCAGCCAAUUUUCGGUGAACUCAAAGCGCCUCCGUCCCCCCUUCUUCGAUACAUUGAAGAUCCGGAAGGGGAGUUGGAACAAAUGCUGUCAGGUUACGAAGAACUAGAGAAGACCCUACAGUAUAGGUUCAGAGAUAGGUCUUUAUUACUACAAGCGCUAACACACGCGUCGCAUCAGAAAAAUAGAUUGACCGACUGUUAUCAAAGAUUGGAGUUCCUUGGUGAUGCUAUUUUGGACUAUCUCAUAACACGUCACCUAUACGAAGACGCCCGUCGCCACUCGCCGGGCGCGCUCACCGACCUGCGCUCGGCGCUCGUCAACAACACCAUAUUCGCGACACUCGCCGCGAGACACGGCUUCCACAAAUAUUUCCGUCACAUGUCGCCUGGUUUGAACGAAGUAUUAACUAAAUACGUGAAAAUACAAGAGGAGAAUGGACACUCUAUUAGUGAAGAGCACUAUUUAAUACAAGAGGAUGAAAUGGAGCAAGCUGAAGACGUGGAGGUGCCAAAAGCGUUGGGAGAUCUAUUUGAAUCGGUGGCUGGAGCUAUAUUUUUGGAUUCUGGAAUGUCACUCGGCGCAGUAUGGCGUUCAUACGCCCGUCUCAUGGUAGCAGAAUUAGAUGCAUUCAGUGCGGCCGCGCCAAAGUCGCCCGUCAGAGAGUUGCUCGAGGCUGAACCGGACACGGCCAAGUUCGGGAAACCGGAACGUCUAGCAGACGGUCGUCGUGUGCGUGUCUGUGUUGAAGUGUUCGGUCGGGGCACUUUCAAAGGAGUCGGUCGGAACUACCGCAUCGCUAAGGGUACAGCCGCUAGAUGUGCCCUACGGCACUUACGGGGGUGCCGAGUGAGAUAGAACA